AUGGGAUCCCUCAGCACAGCGAAUGUGGAAUUUUGCCUUGAUGUAUUCAAAGAGCUCAACAGUAACAACGUUGGAGAUAACAUCUUCUUUUCCCCUCUGAGUCUGCUUUAUUCCCUAAGUAUGAUCCUCCUUGGUGCUAGAAGAAACAGUGCACAGCAAAUAGAAAAGGUGCUUCACUUUAAUAAUGUUGUAGAAUCAUUAAAACCAGAGUUUAAGGACUCUUCUAAGUGCAGCCAAGCUGGAAGGAUUCAUUCAGAGUUGGGAGCCCUAUUCUCUCAAAUCAACCAGCCAGACUCUAACUCUGCCCUCAGCAUUGCCAACAGACUCUAUGGGACACAGAUGAUGCCAUUCCAUCAGCAAUAUUUAAUCUGUUCUGAGAAGUUGUAUCAAGCCCGUCUUCAAACUGUUGAUUUUGAACACUCUCCAGAAGAAACAAGGAAAGCCAUUAAUGCUUGGGUUGAAAGUAAAACCAAUGGAAAAAUCAAGGACCUUUUUGGAAAGGGCGCAAUUGACCCUACUUCUGUAAUGGUCUUGGUGAACGCCAUAUACUUCAAAGGGCAAUGGCAACAUCGAUUUCAGGAAAAAGAAACGACCAAAACAACCAUUCGUUUCUAAUAGGGUGAAAAUGUAACUGUGGACAUGAUGUAUCAAACUGGAAUAUUCAAACUGGCUGUCAUAAAGCAGCCGCAGAUGCAGGUCCUCGAGCUGCCCUACGUCAACAACAGACUAAGCAUGAUUAUUCUGCUUCCAGUAGGCACAGCUAAUCUCGAGCAGAUCGAAAAGCAGCUGAACCUGAAGACGUUUCAAGAGUGGACCAGUUCUUCCAACAUGAUGACAAGACAAGUUGAAGUGCACAUCCCCCGAUUCAAACUCGAGAUCAAGUACGAGCUCAACUCUCUGCUGAAGUCCCUCGGUAUGACAGAUAUCUUUGAAGAUGCUAAAGCUGAUCUGUCUGGAAUGUCGCCAGCUAAGGGCCUGUAUUUAUCAAAGGUCAUCCAUAAGACCUAUGUGGAUGUCAAUGAGGAGGGUACUGAGGCCUCAGCUGCCACUGGGGACACCAUUGUGGUGAAAAGACUCCCCAUCCGUGCUCAGUUCAUGGCCGAUCACCCCUUCUUGUUCUUCAUAAGACACACACAUACCAACAUGGUUCUUUUCUGGGGGAAGCUUGCCUCCCCAUAA
This is a messenger RNA of Orycteropus afer afer, 1179 nucleotides long. It is a transcript of the gene SERPINB11, whose product is annotated as serpin family B member 11. NCBI's taxonomy places the organism in Eukaryota, Metazoa, Chordata, Mammalia, Tubulidentata, Orycteropodidae. Gene Ontology annotation, molecular function: serine-type endopeptidase inhibitor activity. The record is from RefSeq and is a predicted model, not a curated record. Gene Ontology annotation, biological process: negative regulation of endopeptidase activity. The transcript has 7 exons.